Messenger RNA from Cutaneotrichosporon oleaginosum, 1371 nucleotides. RefSeq lists its product as uncharacterized. Gene Ontology annotation, cellular component: cytosol. The record is from RefSeq and is a predicted model, not a curated record. NCBI's taxonomy places the organism in Eukaryota, Fungi, Basidiomycota, Tremellomycetes, Trichosporonales, Trichosporonaceae. Gene Ontology annotation, molecular function: pyridoxal phosphate binding; transaminase activity.
AUGACCUCGGACACGACCGGACCGUCCCUUGCCGCAGGCGGCGCCGACGCCUCCUCGCGCGUCCUCCACCGCUCCUUGGGCCUCGGCAUGCCGAUGGCAACCCGCGCCGAGGGCAACUACCUGUACAUGAGCGACGGCUCGCGCAUUCUCGACGCGAGCGGCGGUGCGGCAGUCGUGAGCGUCGGGCACGGCGUGCCCGAGAUCAUCGCCGCCGUCUCGACACAGGUCGGCACGCUGCCGUACGUGUCCUCGGCUGUCUUCGGGAUCGAGCCGGCCGAGGAGCUCGCGCGCAAAAUGUGCGAAGAAGCCGGCAUGGCGCGCGCCAUCUUCCUCUCUGGCGGUUCCGAGGCCGUCGAAAGUGCCCUCAAACUCUGCAGGCAGUACCACGUCGAGAACGGGGAGCCGGCGCGCGUGAACUUUAUCGCGCGCGAAAUCUCGUACCACGGCAACACGAUGGGCGCGCUCGCGCUCGGCCGCCACAACCGCCGCCGCAAGCUCUAUCUCCCGCUCAUGCCUGAGGGCGUGUUCCACGCCGUGUCGGCGUGCAACGCGUGGCGCUUCAAAGCCGAGGGCGAGAGCGACGCGGCAUACGUCCAGCGCUUGGCGGACGAGCUUGACGCGAAAAUCACAGCGCUCGGCGCACACACCGUUGCAGCGUUCUUCGCCGAGCCCGUCGUCGGCGCCGCAUCCGGAUGCGUCCCCUUCGUCCCAGGAUACCUGCGGGCUAUGAAGGCCGUGUGCGAGAAACACGGCGUGCUCUUCUGCCUCGACGAGAUCAUGUGCGGCGCGGGCCGCAGCGGCAAAAUGCAUGCGUGGAUGCACGACGACGCGCGCCCAGACGUCCAGACACUCGGGAAGGGGCUGUGUGGCGGAUACGCGCCGCUCAGUGCUGUGCUCGUAGGCGAGCGCGUGGUUGAGGUCUUGAGGAAGGGCACCGGCGCGUUUGUGAACGGAUACACUUUCCAGAGCUCCGGAACGGGGACAGCGGCCGGCCUCGCCGUGUACAACUAUAUUAAGAAGCACAACCUCAUCGAACAGUGUGCAGCCCGCGGCGAGCUCCUCGCCAAGCUCUUGAGAGAGCGCGUGGCGCCGCUCAAGCAUGUCGGCGACGUCCGCGGCAUGGGUCUUUUCUGGGGCAUCGAGUUGGUGACCGACAAGAAAACAAAGACACCGUUCAAGUACGAGGAUAACGUCAACGGCAAGUUGGCGGACGCGAUUCUGGCCCGCGGCGUGGCCGUGUACCACGGCGCCGGAUGUGCGGACGGCUGGGAGGGCGACCAUAUCAUGAUCUGCCCACCAUACACCAUCACUGAGGACGAGGUCGCGCACGUCGUCGACGUAAUCGUCGACGCGAUUAACGCAACGCUCUAA